Knipowitschia caucasica is the source of this 1059-nucleotide messenger RNA. NCBI's taxonomy places the organism in Eukaryota, Metazoa, Chordata, Actinopteri, Gobiiformes, Gobiidae. The record is from the annotation of a GenBank genome assembly.
AUGGAGAUGACGUCAUGCUGCAGCGGAUUCGGCCAGUGCGCAUGCUCGGUGAAGAGACAAGGCGAGACAGCAGUCACAGCCUCAGCGCCUCUCCUCCUCUCCUUCGCACAGACCGGACCAGUGCAGGACCACUCUCCCACUUCACCGCUUCACAUUCUGCCAGGAACCACACACCAAGACCACAACAUGCGUGAGAUCGUGCACCUGCAGGCCGGCCAGUGCGGGAACCAGAUUGGAGCCAAGUUCUGGGAGGUGAUCAGUGAUGAACAUGGUAUCGACCCCACCGGGACCUAUCAUGGAGACAGUGAUCUGCAGCUGGACCGCAUCAACGUCUACUACAAUGAAGCUUCAGGGGGGAAGUAUGUGCCCAGGGCGAUCCUCGUGGAUUUGGAACCAGGCACCAUGGACUCUGUUCGCUCUGGCCCCUUUGGACAGAUCUUCAGGCCUGACAACUUUGUCUUUGGUCAGAGCGGUGCUGGGAACAACUGGGCCAAGGGUCACUACACAGAGGGGGCUGAGCUGGUGGACUCGGUGCUGGACGUGGUGAGGAAGGAGGCGGAGAGCUGCGACUGUCUGCAGGGCUUCCAGCUCACACACUCGCUCGGAGGCGGCACUGGCUCCGGAAUGGGGACUCUCCUCAUCAGCAAGAUCCGGGAGGAGUACCCUGACCGAAUCAUGAACACCUUCAGUGUGGUGCCUUCCCCCAAGGUGUCUGAUACUGUGGUGGAGCCGUACAACGCCACUCUCUCCGUGCACCAGUUGUGGAAGUGUCUGUGGCCUGAGCUGCAGCUUUAUUUCAGUCAUGAGAUCUCUAUAGGACUCCACACUCUUCUCUGCUGCCCCACGCCUGGAGGAAGCCAGACCCGUCUCCUCUGCUGGCCCUGCGCCUGGAGGAGGCCUGACUCCAGAAACAUGGGCUCAAGACUCAAACUAAAUCCUGAGCGGACUUUCUACUGGUUUUUUGAAGCUUGUUGUCCAGUGACCAGAGACAGAGACCCAGUUGUGCAGUUCAUGUUCCCAGAAGACUUCACAGAUGAGUGGUGUCCAUAUGACUUGUAG